AUGUCUACUGGUGAUAUUGCGCCUGAUGCUCCCGGUCCAUCCGGGGAGCACAGUCCCGCGAUCCGCGACGCCGAGUCGGGAAGUUCAUAUGCUAGGAGUACUGAUUCCUCUACCCCGGGAUGCGACGACUAUUACGAUUGCCCUACACAUAGAUUUCCGAGGAAUGCAUUGACAGAUGCCGAUUCCAAUGCUGCGGAGGCUAGCACAAGCAACGAAGCUCUUCCAUCUGAAAACUCGACAUCGCAAGUUAAUGGUAUAGCGGAGGAUUCAGCCAGCGUGGAACACCCAGAUACUGAACCAAGCGGAGAAGGUAUAACAACUCCCGGCCAAGUUCCGGCUUUAGACACGGAAUUAUCGAGCAUCAGCGGUUCUUCACGGGAACAAGCAGGUUCAGAGCGAGGACGAAUGCCAGCACGGGGCAUGAGAGAAACUUCUGCAGCACAAGAAGCGGGUAUCACUCUCAGGGAGGCUCUGCAUCAAACAGCCGGAUCACUCAGUGGACUAUCUAUAGCGGAUGAGAGUACAUCUCGUUCUACGCCCGAUGGGAGAUCGCCGCUUCUGGGUGAUACAAGUCGAAACGGUAUAGCUUCAACCUCAGAUACGUCUGAGACUCAGCGACCUACCUCAAGAUUGAAUCCGAUAGCGCCAUCAUUUUCUCCGAGGAGGUCUCCGCCGGAAGUCGCCCUUCCACGAUGGCAGCCGGAUAGUGAAGUGACCUACUGUCCGAUAUGUCGUACACAGUUCAGCUUUUUUGUUAGGAAGCAUCAUUGCCGGAAAUGCGGUAGGGUCGUAUGCAACUCUUGUUCCCCGCAUAAGAUCACGAUACCCCAUCAAUAUAUUGUACGACCACCUGGAGAACGAGGCUUCCAUCGGUAUUCAUUCCUUGGAGACGAAGGUAGCAUUGCCGAUUUCAGUGUUUUGGGAGGCGGCGAGCAGGUUCGACUUUGUAACCCAUGUGUCCCGGACCCCAAUACAACACCGCCGCAAACUCAGAACUCUGCAGGACAAUUCUCUCCAAGGUCACCACUUCCACAUCAGCGGUCUCAAAGCAGUUCUAGUGGUAAUUAUAAUUAUAAUGGUAAUCACAAUAGCGACAACAAUAUGAAUCGUUACUCACAAUACAUGGUACCGCCAAAUAUGUCACCUGACACUUAUUCUAGGAGUCGAAGUGUUACGAUGCAUUCUGGCCCAGGUCCCUCGAGAGCUUCGAGUAGUAAUUACUAUCCUCCUCAGAGCCGAGUCAUCAGCGGGACUCCACCAACAUAUUAUCCACACCCAUACUCUACAUAUCGUCACUCCUCCUUCCUAGGUCAUCGUUUCCCUGGUGCUUCGCUAGCUGAUCUAGCCGAUAUGGCCGGUCUUGGUGGCCCGUCAUCUUCCUCGGCGGCGACAAUGAAUCGCCCGUUGCCACCUCCGCCACAAAUUCCCGAGGAAGACGAGUGUCCGAUUUGUCACCGAGAGCUGCCUUCAAGAGAACUGCCCAACUUUGAGGCUCGUCGAGAAUCGCACAUCGAGUCGUGUAUUGUAGCCCAUAGCGCAUACAGCCCGGGCUCAAGAUCAGGGUCGGGACCUGGAUCGGUCGGAUCUGGUAUUCAAGGCAGCCAUGGGGUACCGCCUCUUACUGCUCGCAGAACCGGUAUGUUCCCGUACUUAGCGACGGAAAAGGAUUGCGUCGAUUCCGCGGAAUGCACCAUAUGUCUUGAGGAAUUUGAGGUUGGCGUUCCUAUGGCCCGCUUGGAGUGCCUAUGCCGUUUCCACCGAUCCUGCAUCACGGCAUGGUUUGUCGACCAUCCAGGGCGGUGCCCGGUUCAUCAACAUGACAGUUUCGGUUAUUAA
This is a messenger RNA of Annulohypoxylon truncatum, 1836 nucleotides long. Its product is annotated as FYVE-domain-containing protein. Lineage: Eukaryota; Fungi; Ascomycota; Sordariomycetes; Xylariales; Hypoxylaceae. The record is from RefSeq and is a predicted model, not a curated record. The transcript has 3 exons. Gene Ontology annotation, molecular function: metal ion binding. Bases 1 to 1836 code for a protein of 611 amino acids.